Miscanthus lutarioriparius is the source of this 540-nucleotide messenger RNA. The record is from the annotation of a GenBank genome assembly. Lineage: Eukaryota; Viridiplantae; Streptophyta; Magnoliopsida; Poales; Poaceae.
AUGACGGAAGCCAACACCAACAGGGUCGUCGGAACAUAUGGCUACAUGGCCCCCGAGUACGCUUCCGAGGGCAUCUUCUCGGUCAAGUCGGACGUGUACAGCUUCGGCGUGCUGCUGCUGGAGAUCGUCAGCGGCAAGAGGAACAGUGGCCACCACCAAUACAGCGACUUCAUCAAUCUGCUCGGAUACGCCUGGCAGCUAUGGAGGGAAGGGCGAUCGUUCGAGCUGAUCGACCCGACGCUGGGCGAGUGCAGCGACGUGGCGGCCAUCAUGCGGUGCGUCAAGGUGGCGCUGCUGUGCGUGCAGGACAGCGCCACGGACCGGCCCACCAUGGCCGACGUGACGGCGAUGCUGGCCAGCAGGGAUGGCGGUGCGGCGGCGGCGUCGCUGCCCGAUCCGAGGCGGCCGCCGCACUUCUCGCUCAGGGUCAGCAGCAGCGACGACGGGUCGUCGGAGGUAAGGACGCGGUCGCACGGCACCGCGUCCGCGUCGUGCAGCGCGAACGACCUCACCAUCACCACCAUCCAAGAGGGCACAUGA